Molecule: messenger RNA, 1413 nt
Organism: Fusarium proliferatum ET1
Lineage: Eukaryota; Fungi; Ascomycota; Sordariomycetes; Hypocreales; Nectriaceae
Exons: 3
Coding region: 1-1413 (470 amino acids)
Source: RefSeq, a predicted model, not a curated record
AUGGCCACUUUUGUAAUUACCACGUCUUCCGGAAAGCCUGACAGGGAUACCAUGAGAAAGAUUCGCAGCCAUGCGAUGCGUGGAAGGAAUACACGAGCGGACAGACUAGCUCGGGCCCAAGGACGCAUGAAUCCCGAUAAGAGCCUGGAACGUACUAUGGAAACUGGUAGGAGUGCAUCUUCCAUAUCAGUACCCUGUACUGGCUCAACGGCAGAACCGUGUAAUGGCCAGAAACCAGGCAAGGAUAAUCUGUCAACAAUGAAUAUUCCGCGAAAACUGGCACCAGAGCUUUUGUUGCAGCGGUCAGAACUCGAGCUAAAGCCGUAUAUGCUGGAGUUGAUAUAUCAAGCUUUCACGACGUCAAAACCCUGCCGAUACGCCAUAGACAUGAAAGUCGCUCACGAAUGCGAGUCUCACAUCUUCAGUCUCAGCGACAUGCACAUGCACGAAGUAUCUCUCCACUCCAUACUCUUCACAUCAUCAGCAUUCAAAGAAGUCUGUCAAGGUCUGGAAUUCAGCAUACUCACGAGAUAUCAUCUUGGCGAGACACUACGCUGUAUACAACACAGUCUCCAGGAUAAAAGCAACGCAACGGCCAUGGCGACGGUGGGAGCUAUCGUUAAUUUGGCGUCGGCGGCGUCGACUUUUGGAGAUGUUGAGACUGCGAGGAAACAUAUGGAUGGGUUGUGUCGGAUUUUUGAACUUCGUGGUGGGGUAUCGCCUUUUGGAACUGCAGCGUUGGCAGAAAUGAAGUGCCAGAGGAUUGAGAUCUGUCUAUCGAUGACAGAAGGGCGAAAACCGCGACUCCUCCCCGACAUCCAAUCUUGCGAUUCCUUCAUGCCAAUAUCUGCAAUUCAUCCCCCUCCAGAGUCCACAUUUCUAAAUCCCCGAACCUUGACACCAGAUCGCCGUCUACUUUCCAUCUGGACCGAUUUGCAAUACUACAGCAGGCUAGCUAAUGAAGGCGCACUCACCCCACCAGAUCUGUUCCUCUUUAUAAGCACAACUCUUCCGCAUAGAUUACUUCAGCUUUCUUACAAUGCCCAAUCGACUUGCGAGCUUAUGAGGCUUUGUAUGCUGGCUUAUGUCAAGAGCAUUCUUUUUAGUCUUCCUGGGGUUGGGAGGAGAAUGUCCUACUUAUCUACUAAUCUGGAGAGUGCACUUCAGCAGUUUGUGCCCUUGGAUCGAGAACACUCGACUUUCUUGCUAUGGGCGUUGUUCAUUGCUGGGAGUUGUAUUUUUGAGGACUUUGAACGAGAGUGGCAUCGUCGGGCUAUUCAAGAGACAUGUGACGUUCUUGGUGUGAGUAGCUGGGUGCAAUGCCGGGUGAUAUUAAACAGCGUGCUGUGGAUUGGUGAUUUACACGAUACGGUGGCACAGGAAGGGUAUAUAAAGGUCUUUGGCGCUACAUAA